AAAUGAUCACAAUUAUCUUAUACCACUAAUACCACGUACACAUGAUUUUUUUUCUAACCUAAAAUCUAACCAAAACAAUAUUCACUUCUUCUUGAAUUCUACUUUGUGUUUUCGGCGUAUUCGGAUUUUCAUCCAAGGUAAUCUUAGUUUAUAUUAAUUAUUAAAACUUUUUAAAAUUAUUAAUUAUUACGGUAAGUUCUAAAUUUUAUUAUUUUAAUAGACGUUUGUAAUUUGUGUUAAAUUUGUUGUGUUUUGACUUCAACGGUAAUGUCAACCAAAUCCAAACUCCUUUCUGACAUUAGGUUUUUAUUUAAUAGUCUUACAUAUUUUGUACUAUUCUUAUGUAACAAACUUACACUUAUGAAACAUCUUACUUCAUUAACAAAUCAUUUAAACAUAAUUAUGUUUUAAAUGUUAUGUUAUUUAUGAACUAGAGGUUUUACUUAGUUGGGUUAUUUUAACCUAUACUUGUUUACAUGCUUUUUCAUAAUGACUAUCAUCACUUUAUUUUAAUAACAUUGUAAAUCAUUUUAAAGAAAUGUUAGAAUUUGCUCAAUUUAGAUAAACUCAAAUUUAUUCAAAUAGUUUUGUCAAAAAUAACAAAAAUGUAGGAACUGUUGAUAAUUCAAUUAAAACAAGUGUCUUAACUUAUGUUAUAUUUUAUAUAAAAUACUUUCAUUUUUAAAAUAUUAAUUUUUUUUCAUAUUUUAGAUGAGGACCAUCAACGCUAAUCAAUCUGUGAAAAUCCCUGAAGGUAUUGAUAUCAAAGUCAACAAAAGGAUUAUAACUGUCAAAGGGCCCCGUGGUACAUUGGAAAAAAAUUUCAAACAUUUGGCUGUGGACAUUUAUUUAAAAAAUCCAAAUUUGUUAACUGUUGAAAAAUGGUUUGGCACCAAGAAAGAAUUGGCUGCUGUUAGAACUAUCUGCACACACGUUGAAAACAUGAUCAAGGGUGUAACCAAAGUGAGUACUGUGAUAUAAAAUUACUUAUAAAUUUUAUAUUUUUUGCAAAUUUAUUUUUUAUUUUUUAGGGUUUCUUAUACAAAAUGAGAGCCGUGUAUGCCCAUUUCCCCAUAAACUGUGUAACUUCUGACAAUAAUUCUCUAAUUGAAAUUAGAAACUUUUUGGGAGAAAAAUAUAUUAGACGUGUUAAGAUGUCGCCAGGUGUUACAGUAACUAACUCAAAACAAAAAGACGAGUUAAUUGUUGAAGGAAAUGACAUUGAAAAAGUGUCUCGAUCAGGUGAGAUAAAGAUUAAUUAUAUAAUGAGCAAAACAAAAAUUAUUAAUUAUGAUUAAUAUUUUUUAAAUCAUUAUAUUUUUUAUUUCAAUAUAAUAAUGAAGACUUGUGUUCAAUAUUUAAUUAAAUUUAAAAAAUUAUUUUAUUUUGUGUAUUUAGAGGGUUUGAAUUCAUUUAUUCACAUUUAACUAUUUUUUUUAAUGCAAUGCAAUCAUAAUGCAUGUUGAUAAAAUAAUUUUAAGCUAAAAGUAUAAAAAAUUUAUUAACAUUACACCUCAAUGCUUCACCAAUUUUAUACAAACCUAUUGAAAUUAUUUGGCUCUCUUGAUAAGCUUGUAUUUGACUCGUAUGUUUAAUUUUACAACUACAUUUUCUGAAUAUUAUUUAUUUUUAAUUUUUAUUGUUCUUUUAAAUUAAGAAAAAAAUAGAUUUUGGACACAUUAAAUACAACAAAAACACUGAGGAAAACAUUUAUUAAGUUGCAUAUUAAUGUUUUAUUACCGUUACAAGAAUGUUGGAUUUACAAUAAUAUUUAUUUAUUUUUUCUGUGAAUAACUUUUAUACCUGAAAUUUUGUUUUGAUUUUCAAAUUUAACCUUUCUGAAUUGAAAUUUUUGUGUGGUAGUACUUUGGAGAGAACAUUUUUUGAUUUUUCCAGGGAUUUUGAUAAUAAAUUGGAGAAAACUCGAAAAAUUAUGAACUAUAUUAUUUUCAAAUCGUUAAUAUUACGGCCUUUAAUAACAUGUGUAACCAAACUUUGCUCAGAAUAGUUUUUUUUGUUAAAAAUGAUUAAUUGUUGCGUACAGAUAAACAUUAAAUUUUCGUUUUACCUUCUCUAUUUCUCACCUACAAUUGUGACCCACCCAUCGUACGAAAUAUGUCGGUUUUUUGUUUAUUCCUAUACUAAUGGAAAGCCUAUAAUAAGAGAGCGGCCACUGGUGUUGUCAUUUAUAAUAAUUUCACGUUUUCAAUGAUGCAAUUUUAUCCAAAAUAUAUUUUCAAUUAACAUUUUAAUGUUAUAAUAAUUGUUUUCAAAUAGUAAACUAGUUUGGGUUUAUGAUAUAGUAUUUGCGUAAUUGUAUUAGUUCAACCAAUCUAUACUCAAUUCACUUUAAGAACAGUAAUUGGCGGCCAUACGUUUUCCGUAUCACGCCCAAGUGCAAAACGUGGCUGCUGAGUACCGUUCUUAAAGUAAAUGGUGUGUAUAUUUUUAUCAGUUUAGAGGAUGUGAUAUUUAAAUUUACUGCCACAGUCGAACUAAAGGGCAAAAUAGCAAAAGCCUGCUUAUAUAAUAUUAUGUAAUUAAGUUUUAAAUUGUUAUUAUUAAUUUCUACCUUUUGUAAGCAUUAAAAUUAUUCAAGUGUAGGUAAACAUCCACUUACACAUGUGUGAUAUUUAUUACUAAAACUAAAUCAAUAUAUAUUUCAAUUAGGUUCAUUCAUUAAAAAUUUUAAUAAUCUAUAAGUGGGUUACUUGGGGCAUCUGGUUGAUUUUUAUUUUUCAUUUUAAAAUAAUAUGUACGGAAUUUCUCUCCUUUUUAUUAUUUUCUUAUAACAUAUUAUUGUUUUUGAAAGAUCUGACCUAUCACUUAAUUAGAGUUGGCUGUAAUAUUUUCAGAUAAAAUAGUAUACAUUUUCCUAAAUUUAUCAGCUGCUGGAUUUGGAUGUUCUUAAUUACAGCUGAUAGAAAAUCCGGUGGAGGUAAAGUAGUCAAUCAAAUUCUCUUAUCAGCGAUCCACUAUUUUUUAGCUGAUUGACUAUAAAACCAGAUGGAUUUGUUUGUGCUAAGUCAUUGAUAUGAAUAUUUGAUAAGGUUAAUUAAUUUAACUUUAUAUUAAUCUUUUAGAAGUUAAAAGUAUUAAAGUAUACAAAUAUUUACAAAAAAGGAAUCCUAUUUAUUCAUAGAGAUAUAAUAUACUUAAGAUGUAAAUUAAUACUCAUACAGUCUGGUUAGGUUAGAUAUCACUGUCAUUCUUAAAAAUAAUUGCUGAUAAUCAGAUUGAUCUCUUUUCACCAGCGGCUGACUAAUCUGCAGAAUUUAGGAACACCCAGAAUAUAUUUAUAUUGAUUACUGAAAAAUUGAUUGAAUGUUUCUUAAAAAUUACUUCUGGGAAUUUUGUAGUAGCUAAUAAAAUAAGUCUUCAUAAAUUAUAUUCAGUUCAAUAAUAUCAUAAUCAUAUUCUUUUUUUUUUUUAAUCAUUAAGAUUACUGUUCAUUUUUGAAUAGUUUUUAGAUUUUGAUAACUAAUGAUUAUUGUUUGUUUUAGCUGCUUUAAUUCAACAGUCGACUACUGUGAAGAACAAAGACAUCCGUAAGUUCUUGGACGGUUUAUAUGUAUCUGAAAAGACGACUGUUGUACAAGAAGAAUAAACUUAAUAAUUGUAUAAGUUAUAAUUGUGUUUUUUUUAUUUAUGAACUAUAAGAUUCUUUGCUUUUCCCUAAUCCCUUUUAUCAGUUGGUAAUUUUCAUUAAAAAAAGUUAUCGAUACUAAAUUUAUGUGGUGUGGCUCUUAUUAAUUAUUUAUAAUAAUAUAAAACUUGUUGUGUAACCUAACCAGCCCGGUUACUUAAUAUCUAAUAGUAUCUAGUAGUUGUUAACAAACAAUAAACCAAUACAUUUGUUGCGUUCUGAAUCUAAUAUAUAUUUUUUAAUUUGAAGAAAC
Messenger RNA from Cinara cedri, 3899 nucleotides. Lineage: Eukaryota; Metazoa; Arthropoda; Insecta; Hemiptera; Aphididae. The record is from the annotation of a GenBank genome assembly.